Molecule: messenger RNA, 2319 nt
Organism: Cordyceps fumosorosea ARSEF 2679
Lineage: Eukaryota; Fungi; Ascomycota; Sordariomycetes; Hypocreales; Cordycipitaceae
Product: F-box domain, Skp2-like protein
Exons: 3
Coding region: 1-2319 (772 amino acids)
Molecular function (GO): protein binding
Source: RefSeq, a predicted model, not a curated record
AUGAGUAGCAUCGUUUAUAUCGCUCCCUGCCUGCUUUGCGGGCGCACGAUCUUUGACAGCCAAAUCAGAAAUGCCCCGACUUGGCUCAACCAGUUUCGUAUCUUGUAUUCACUCCACGGCGAGGUUUUCAUAACUGGUGUUGGUUAUUACAGGGAUGGCUCCUUUGACCGUUGGGUCGCGCCGCCGGAAUACAACGAUCGUUGGGAUGAUGACGGCUACAACGGGCCGGAGGACCAUCGCAUCGGUGUUUUGCGUCAGAGACCGAGGUACGACCGCUGGGGAGUUCCCUUCCAUGAAGCGUGUUGGUCGCUGCUAGAAGUGGCGAUGGCUCCCGCGCCGGUGCCUCUGGAACGGCUCCUCGAUAUCUGCAAGUCAUUUCCCAUCAGGAACUGUGAGUUCUCGCCCGACUGGGGCCAUCACUACGGCGGUCUCGAUGUUGAGCACCCUGACGAUGACCGCUGCGUGAACGUCGGCAAGCCAAACGCGAUCCACCACGCGCUCUGCAUCACUCGCAUCAGCAAGCUGGACCCGUUCGACUUGCUCGAUCUCGAAAGGAUUCGCCUCGCCAGCCGCCGCUGCGUCAUCUGGCCCGGCGAGAAUCUGCCGCCGCCGCGCCAGCAGCAGCAGCAGCAGCAGAAGCAGCAGAUGAUGCCCGGUGCCCUCGUGACGAGGGCUGCCUGGACGACGCGUCUCAGCAACGACCCGUUCGCGUCGCUGCCGGAGGAGCUACGCGUGGCCAUCGCCGCGCUGCUCCCGACGCGCGACUUCCUCAGCCUGCGGCUCGCGUCGCCGCACUUCGCCCCCAUGUUCCACCAGCAGGUGUUUUGGGCCACGCGCUUCGCGGGCUUCUGGACCGACCGCGGCUGGCUCUUCGAGGCGCGCACCUGGGACCGGGCGGCUACGGACUGGCGACGGCUGUGGCGUCUCACGAGUCCCGCCUUCCGCUCGUCGGCCAUGCACAACAGGGCGCGCGUGUGGCUGCUGGCCCUGAACGCCAAGAUGCUGAUGACGCCGAGGGCGGCUGCCAUCCUGCCGAGCGAUGAUACGCUGAGGCUGGGUACUUGGCGCAUCGCCGCGGCCAAGGUGCAGAGAUGGAACCCCGCGCAUCCAUACAUGGGCUUUUUUGAUGGUUGCGUUUCUAUUCGCGGCAGCUGGCCGGUUGCACUCCCGCCUUUGAUUGAACGAGUUUCCUUCUUUUUCAGCUGGAUCGGGGAUGCUCAAUACUUGGCGGGCCUGAAGGUGGUGGGAAUGUGUGGAACUGUCGUGGAGUUUGGAUACAUGGGCCAUGAGAUUCCUGUUCCCGUCUCCGGGGGUCAUUUGGCCGGCUUGUGUCUGGCUCUGACUGAGAAGGGCAUCAAAGCCGUCCGUUGUGUCUUUGGUGAUGGCAGCCAUUCACCCUGGAUUGGAUCCCUUGCCGACACCGCGCAGACUAGCAGGCUGGUAUCUUCCGGAAGGCUUUCAGUGAUGACGGCCAAAGUUGAUGGUUGCAAGAUCGUUAGUCUCAGUGUCUUAGCAACAGAUUGGCCGCCUAUGUUGUUACGCAACGGUAGUCUAUGGGCGAAGAGUAUCCCAGACAGCUCGCUGCAGCUCAACGAUACCACCGUCGCCAUCAGCAAUUUUGGCGUCGAGUACACCAGCGCUCCCGGCUACAGCGCUUACAGCGAUUGGUAUGACCCAAUCCAUCGAAGCGUGUUUGGCGGCACAAGGGGCCAGAGCCUCACCUACCUAACCGGCAUUCACGCGUACAUGCUGCUGGGGCCGUCCGGGCUCGAGUUCGAAUUUGCGCCCGGCCAUCUCGACUACGUCGACACCUGUGAAGACCUGGGCGUGUUUCCAGACUCGGACUGUGCUACUAUGCAGCACUUCUACAUUGACGGCCCAGGCGGCGAGCGCAUCACGGGCGUGGAGCUUUACCUGGAGCACGAAGAAGGCGUGGCUAUCGACGACAGCCAAGACAUAGACGACAACCGAGACAUAGACUACAACCAAGACAGAGACGGCAUCCAAGACAGAGACGACACCCAAGACGGAGACGACACCCAGGACAGUGAUUACACCCAAGACAGCGACAGCAGCGUGGAGAGCAACCACCUCAGAACCCUGUUGGAUUCUUUCAAGGCAAGUCUCCGAUGCUACAUGCAGCGCCUCGUGGGUAACUUGCUAACUACUUCGUCAGGUCUUUACGAAUCGCGGACGGUCACAUCACUUUCGGCGCGAGCGCGAGUGCAGGUAUCGAACUAUUGUGACGCCGGUGACCGUGCCAAUCCCGCCGGAGGCGACGAUUACAGGAUUUUACUGUACAACUGUGAGAUUUUAUAA